Molecule: messenger RNA, 750 nt
Organism: Seminavis robusta
Lineage: Eukaryota; Bacillariophyta; Bacillariophyceae; Naviculales; Naviculaceae
Source: the annotation of a GenBank genome assembly
AUGGCUGCUGAAGACGUAUUGGCAGAGAAUCGCUAUCAUAUCCUUUCUGAGUACAUGUCCAUCCUGCGUGAACAGUACUUUGAAGCAUCACGUGGCGAUAGAAAAGCAUUGAGGAGACUGGCAGAGUCGGAGAACGAGCCCCACGUGUAUCGAGUUGAAGCCUUAUGGACGCUCGGAUUGCUGCAGUGGCGACGAGGUGACCGGCAUGUUGCCGCUGAAAACUAUCAAGAAGCCCUCCACCUCAUUGAUACAGCGACCAAUCAUGAAAAGAAGCGUUCUAGGGCUGAAGAGACGCAGGCUCGGCUGCGUGCAGAUGGCUCUCUAAUGCCACCACAACAGCGAUUCUUCAGUUCCACUCCCGUGAAUCGGCCUGAGCUGAUGGCUCGAGUGGCAGUUGGUGGACAAAAAGGUGACUGUUGUAAAGCAUCCUUGGAGGAGCUUGGCGAAUUCAGGUUGAGGUGCUGUGAACGUUGCAAGCUAACGUUUUACUGCUCUCGCAAGUGCCAACGAAAAGCGUGGCAGAGUGGUCACAAUAAAGCCUGCCGAGAGAAGAUGCAAAUUGAAGUUGGAGACAUUAUGCAGUUGGUGGGGAUCGACUCCAAACCAGAAUGGAACGGCAAACUCGUGGAGAUUGUCGGGCCGGAUCCCAAUGCCGAAGGUCGUUGGUCGAGCAAACUACUAGACCGCAUCAGUACCACCAACAAGAGCAUCGCAACGGCAAAACUGAGGCAUAUUCGUCCCGAAAAGUAA